Messenger RNA from Adineta ricciae, 963 nucleotides. The record is from the annotation of a GenBank genome assembly. NCBI's taxonomy places the organism in Eukaryota, Metazoa, Rotifera, Eurotatoria, Adinetida, Adinetidae.
AUGUCAAGUUCAUGGUAUGACUUACUCCUAAGCAUAUAUAAUGCUACAAUUAAUAUGUAUAAAAUUAUUCCGCCAAUUCACAUUGCUUUCGGAACAUUUGGCAACGUGUUCAAUAUGAUUAUUUUCACUCGUCCAAAUCUACGCAACAAUCCAUGUUCAAUAUACUUCUUAGCCAGUUCGAUCAAUAACUUAUUUUUCAUCUAUCUGCUCACUGCUCUUCGAUAUAUUUCAUUUAUGUUGGAUUUAAAUUUCACACAAAGUAGCAAUCUGUUGUGUAAGAUAAGCAUUCUUGUUCAAUACGUCCCAUUUUCUCUUGUCAUAUGGUUUCCCGUUCUCGCCAGUAUCGAUCGAUUUCUAUCAAGCUCGCGAACAGUUCGAUUGCGUCAAUUGAGUAGCGUGUCAGUUGCGCGACGAGUCAUCAUCGGGAUUUAUAUAGUUUUUCUUUUGAUUCAUGUGCAUAUGCCAAUAUUCUAUGAGUCAGCUUGGGAUAACGAUGCCUUUGGUUGUGGAAUUAGUUCUUAUCAAUACUUUCUUUUCUUUACUUUUUUCGGGCCUAUUGUUGCUUGUCUUUUACCCAUUCUACUCAUGUGUAUCUUUGCUAUUUCAAUUGUACACAAUGUUCGUAGUACUCGUAAUCGUGUUUUUCAACAGACUGGGGUCGCACGAAAUGAACGUUUACGUUCCGAGGAUCGCCAAAUGGCUACUAUGCUUUUGUUUCAAAUACUUGUUACCAUUCUCCUUUCACUUCCUUAUGUAAGCACUAGUCUGUACUAUGCAUUCGACUUGGUCAUACUCGACAACACACUUUCGCUAUUGGGUCAAAUCAUUUUUCGAUGUGCCCAGGCCUUGGCCAUGUUUUUGUUCUAUACGAAUUCUAUUACCGGGUUUUACAUUUACACACUGACAAGUCCUAAGUUCCGUGCGGAAAUGCAACGCUGUGUUAACGAAAUUGGGUUUGGUUGA